Messenger RNA from Durio zibethinus, 3057 nucleotides. Lineage: Eukaryota; Viridiplantae; Streptophyta; Magnoliopsida; Malvales; Malvaceae. The record is from RefSeq and is a predicted model, not a curated record.
UCACUUCAUCAUUAUUUUUACUCUCUAAAAACCAUAAUUACCCUCAAACGAAGAAGAAUAUUCUUUUGUGGUUCGAAUGUCGAUGAUCGAUUUAUCCGCAAUAAAAAAGAAAAUAUAAAAAAAAAAUUGGGAAAUGAAAGAAAGGGAGAAAGGAGAAGGAAGGAGAUCGUCUGGAUUUUAGUCACCAUUUAAGACCAUACACAUGCGUAAUCAAUAAGCCAUUUUAGCUCUUCUUUUCUUCCGUAAACCCAAACCCUAAAUCUCUCUUUUUAGUUGUUUUUCUUUUGACACUCCCCAUCUCACGUCACACUUUUGUUUCACUGUAUCCUCACACGUACAACACACAACAAAAGCAACGACCCCAUUUUCCAGAUCUGACUAAACUAGACCAACCCCCAUUUCCCAUUUUUGCUUUUGUUCCUUAGCUACCCAUUUCUUCUCUCAUUGUGAAUCUUUUAUUAGAUCGGCUUAAACCCAGAAAAGAAGGAAAUAAAGAACACCACUUGUUAAAUUUUUUUUAUGGGAUUGUUUCAAAGUUGAAUUAUUUUAAGUUACAGGAAUUUUGUUUGUGAUUUUACGUGAUCCGGUUGGAUUUUGUGGGAUUUAAAUUAAUUAGAUCUGGAUUAGGGGUAUCUUAAUUUAUAUAUGUUGUUUUAGUAGUUUGGAUUUUUUUUUAUUGGUAAGGGAGUUUUUAUCAAUGGCAAUGCCAUCGGGGAAUGUGGUUUUAUCUGAUCAAAUGCAGUUUCCUGCUUCUGCUGCUGCAGGAGCUGGCGGUGGUGGUGCUGGUGGGGCCGUUGGUGGCGGUGGAGGUGCAGGAGGAGAGAUCCACCAGCACCAUCACCGGCAAUGGUUCCCCGAUGAGCGUGAUGGGUUUAUCUAUUGGUUGCGGGGUGAAUUCGCAGCAGCCAAUGCUAUGAUUGACUCACUUUGUCAACAUUUGCGUGAGGUUGGGGAAGUUGGGGAGUAUGAAGCCGUCAUAUCUUACAUUCAGCAAAGGAGAUGUAAUUGGAGCCCAGUGCUUCAUAUGCAACAGUAUUUUUCGGUUGCUGAAGUUUCCUACGCGCUUCAACAGGUCGCGUGGAGACGAAGACAAAGGCAUUAUGAUCAAGGGAAGGUGGGGGGAAAGGAGUUUAAAAGAUCUGGCAUUGGAUUUAAGGGGCAUAGGAUAGAGGUGGCUAAAGAUGUGCAUAAUUCUGGGGUGGAUUGUGAUGGGAAUUCGUCUGCUACCGCUGUUUCGGAGAGAAAUGAGAGAGGGAGUGAGAAACUUGAGGAAGUUAAGUCGGGUGGUGAGGUAGGGAAGGUGGAGGAUAAGGGCUCAGCUGUCACAGAGGAUAAAAAAGAUGCUGGUUCUAAACCUCAUGCUGAUAGCAGCUUAAAAAAGUGUGAGAGUUCGAAGGAAACUACACCUGGAAAUUUAGAAGCUGGAACUGAGGAUGUAAAUGGUGGAUGCACAUCAUGCUAUAAAGAGAAUGAUUCACAUUCCUCCCACAAUCAGAAUGAAAGGCAGAAUCUGGCUACCAGUCCAAAAACUUUUGUUGGUAAUGAGAUGUUUGACGGAAAGAUGGUCAAUGUGGUGGAUGGGCUAAAAUUGUACAAGGAAUUGUUUGAUGAGAAGGAAGUUUCAAAUCUUGUCUCAUUGGUAAAUGAUUUAAGGGCUGCAGGGAGAAGAGGACAAUUUCAAGAAGCAGGUCAGACAUAUGUGGCUUCAAAAAAACCCAUGAAGGGACAUGGCCGAGAGAUGAUCCAAUUGGGCUUUCCGAUUGCAGAUGCACCUCUAGAUGAUGAAACUGCUGCAGCAACUUCCAAAGCAGAUCGGAAAAUAGAAGCCGUUCCUGCCUUGCUGCAAGAUGCUAUUGAGCGUUUGGUCGACUUGCAAGUUAUGACUGCAAAGCCUGACUCUUGCAUCAUUGAUUUCUAUAAUGAGGGGGAUCAUUCACAGCCUUGCACGUGGCCACCUUGGUUUGGAAAGCCUGUUUGCCUCAUGUUCUUGACUGAGUGCGACAUUACUUUUGGAAGGGUAAUUGCAGUUGAUCAACCUGGGGACUUUAGAGGCUCUCUAAAGCUUUCUCUUGCACCUGGAUCUCUCCUUGUGAUGCAAGGAAAAUCAUCUGAUUUCGCCAAACAUGCACUUCCGACUGUCCGAAAGCAACGCAUACUUGUAACCUUUACCAAGUAUCAACCAAAGAAAUCCAUGAAUAACAACCAGAGACUUCCUUCACCUUCAGUUUCUCAGUCACCAUGGGGUCCGCCACCUAGUAGUAGAUCACCCAAUCAUUUUCGACAUUCUGCUGGUCCCAAGCAUUAUGCAGCAAUGCCAACAACUGGUGUAAUGCCAGCCCCAUCAAUUCGGCCACAAAUUCCACCUCCAAAUGGUGUUCAAACUUUAUUUGUGCCCAGUCCAGUUGCUCCUGCAAUUCCUUUUCCUGCUCCAGUUCCCAUCCCACCUGGUUCAACUGGGUGGCCAGCUGCUCCUCCAAGACAUCCUCCACCCCGUCUACCUGUUCCUGGCACUGGAGUUUUCCUACCUCCGCCAGGCUCUAGUAAUUCAUCACCUCAACAGUUGUCGACUACUGCAACCGAACUCAACAUUCCCGUUGAUGCAACUUCCCCACCGGAAGAAGAGAAUGGUUCUGGGAAACCUCAUCAUCACACAACUUCUCCCAUGGGGAGGCUAGAUGGAAAUACUCCAAAGCAAGACUGCAAUGGGAGUGUAGAUGGAAUUGGCAGCGGGGGAGCUAAGAUGAAGGAAGAACAACAGUUUGCUGAUAAUAGUAUCAAGCAAACCUGCUAGUGCAGUUUGGAAAGAGAGAGAAAUGGAAAUUCUUCAAGGAAAGGAGGUAGGCUGCGAACUGCAAUGAGUUUAAAGCAAAUGUAAAGAGCGGCAACAUUCCAGACUUUUGACAUUUCAUACCAGCAUGGGGGAACAGAGGGAAGGCAGGAACUUCUAAGUCCCCUCUCUUGUCCUUUUUUUUUGGUUGUCUUGUUAUGUAAACUCUUCAAACUGGGUGGAAAACUCCAUUCUUAAUUUAACUUUGCUUCUCAUUAAUAUCUGGUUUA